AUGCAUACGUCUUCUCUUCUUGUGGUUUCGGUGGCUUUGCUCUCAACGCUGGCUACUGCGGAACAGGACCGACCACGGUUUUAUUUCCCACGGCAAAUCAAGCGCGCAAUAUAUGUCAAUUCGACAAUCACUUCUAAUAGCGCUCCAGAAACUUCUUCCACAGAGUUGAUCACGUCGUCAUCGUCGCUCACGUCCUCUUCAUCGUCGACACGUUCGUUGUUGACACGUUCGUUGUCAGAUAUAUUUAAUGGGCUAGAUUCAUCGACAGGUUCAACCACUGGGUCGAGUUCGAGCGCUGCAGGAACAACAGGAGGUUUAUUAGACAGCCUCGUAAACCCUCUCAAGCCUACGGUAUCUACUUCAAGUUCAGCUUCUAGCGUGAGCAGUACGUCUUCAGCGGCAGCAUCAGGGACAAGCAUCAGCUCUACUACACCAGUAUCGGACUCGAACACGGCUUCAACUGGAACAGGAACAAGUUCAGGCCUCGGGGCUGCGGUUACCAGCAUUUUGGACCCUAUAGUGGGAUCUACUGGACUACUUCCCGCGACGGUGCUUCUGCCAACAACCACCAGUUCUGCUAUUGAUGCUAGUGCUUCUAGUGAAGCUAGUUCUUCCAGCCCUGUGGAUACUGCAGUAGGAUCUACUGGGACCCUUCCCGCGACAGUGUUUCAACCCACAGUCACCAGCUCUUCCGCUGAAGCUGUGGUUCCCAGCAUUCUUGACCCUAUUGUAGGAUCUACUGGAGUGCUUCCGUUGACAGUGCUUCAGCCGACAAGCACCAGUGCUGCUGUUGAUGCUAGUUCUUCCAACAUUCUGGACUCAAUCAUAGGAUCUACCGGAGUUCUUCCCUUGACAGCACUUCAACCCACGAUCACCUCUUCUGCUAGCGACACUUCCGCUCCAACCUCAGCUUCGGCAGCAUCCUCAAGUAACGGUGCCAUUACUUUUGGCCCAGGAGGAGUCGUAACAGCAUCAACGGCUUCGACGGCCGCUGCCACUUCAACUCCAGAUGCCGUCACGUCCGGUGUCUCCUUUUCGGGUACUGGAGGGUCAACCGCUGCUGCAGCAUCUUCGACGGACACAGGGCUUCUGCCUGGUGUUGGUUCUCUCCUCAGCUCUGUGGUGUCAGGGCUGACGACCGCUCUUGGAAGCGCCCCAACGACAACCUCAAGUGAUUCCGUACUGAGCAACUCAGCCGCGGUCCCGACUCUAUCCGGCACGGCUCCUGUCACGGCUGCUUCCGCAUCUGCAUCUGAUAGUGGGAUUUUGCCAUCGCUCGUCGGUGGACUCAGUUCAGUUCUUUUACCAACAACUGUUUCCAGUGUUACCGGAUCUGGUAGCUCAAUUGUCGAUUCUGCAGGGGCCUCAACAUCAUCUGCGAUAACUGGCUCAAGCACAGGAUCCACUGCUCUUGCAAGCAUUAUUUCCAGCAUUCUUGCAUCGCCCACCAGUAAUCUCUUGCCUACAGGAUCUUCAUUGACCAAUACUGGGUCGAUUUUGACUGGAGGUAGUAGUACUGCCAACGAUACAUCAGUAUCCGUAACUGGAACUGCAAGUUUAACAUCACCUCCUGGCUCGAUCACACCUACCGCAAGUGGAAGUGCAGCAUCAGCAUCGGGCAUCACAUUUUCAUCAGGAUCCCCAUCAGGUGUUACAGCCUCAUCGGCCUCCCUCCCUACUGUUCUUUCUGGUUCUUCCACUGCCAAUGCUACAGAGACCGGAUCAGUCUCAGGAAGUCAAACUGUUCUUUCUGCUCCCAGCAGCUCGGGCAAGGACACAAAUACAGUCACCAGCAGUCUGUCAGCGAUUAUUGGCUCAGGAUCCUCUGCAUCUGCAUCAAUCUCUGACGCCUCUACUGCCAAUACUUCAACUCCUGCGUCAAUUGCAACGGCACCAACGACGACUGCCUCUGCCCCCGCGAUCACCAGUGCCGCUGGCAGCAGUGUCUCUGCUACAGCUCCGCUCAGCCCAACUGUUGCUGCUUCAACUACUGCCUUUGCGUCUCCAUCAUCUAAAGCACCGGAGACCAUCCUUCCAGCUAGCACGAACAGUCUCACAUCUAUGUGGCUUCCCCAAACAAUCAUUGCACAAUCUUCCGAAAGCGCGAGCUCCAGUGGCCAAGCACCACUUCCAACUGGUAUCCCCUCUCAGUUGCCCAGGAUCAUCACAAACCCCAAUGCCACUGCAACAGCUCCUGAAGGCAUGACUGCGGUACAACUAGGGUUCCUUUUCGAGUUGAACUAUGAAUUCGUUGUUAGCAACCCUUUGUCUUCUGCUCAAAUUUUUAUGUUCUUGCCGACAGGUGUAGCGGACGGAUUGGAGCUUGAUCAAGAACAUGUCAUCUUGCACAGCUUGUACCCACUUGAUACGACUGAGAAAUUGGGAUUUGUUACCACUGCUGCAAUGGCAUAUAUUCCUUCUAACCUGGUUGAUACCCUACGCCUUAACCUCGGGAGUCCCUCGGCGUUACUGUACAACAAUGCAGACGCUACCGUGAACACGCUUAUCAACUAUCUGAACCCGACAAUUCCUCUGAUUCCUGGCGAAGGUGCUGGAGAUGGUUCGGCAUCAGGGACUGGGCCUGGUAGCUCUCCAACGAACACAGCUGGCAACAACAACAACGAUGUAUUCAACACUAAUUCUCAAAAUACCUCGUCCAGUGUCAAGGGGACGACUGCCGGUAUUGCGAUGGCCUGCGUUGGGGGCGCUUCUGCUUAUGGAGCUGCCAUGUUCUUGCUUGCACGCAGAUACAAGAAGCGCAAGCAAGCACACCGCCGAUCGAGUUCUGUUGCAAGCCACUCGGAAAUGCGGCAAUCAACCACCCCUGGGAUGCUGGGCAGCGGAGAUCUGUUCAUGUCUGGCGGGCGCCUGUCGCCUGGUGGAACAACCAAUGAUCGGCACAGUAGAGGCAGUGGUGGAGGCAACUCUGCACGAACGCAACAGAUCUCGGCACCCAUGAUGGCGGAGAACUCACUCGGCUGGAACUGA
Messenger RNA from Lachnellula hyalina, 2988 nucleotides. RefSeq names its product Signaling mucin HKR1 (gene HKR1). The transcript has a single exon. The coding region runs from base 1 to 2988 and encodes 995 amino acids. The record is from RefSeq and is a predicted model, not a curated record. Lineage: Eukaryota; Fungi; Ascomycota; Leotiomycetes; Helotiales; Lachnaceae. Gene Ontology annotation, biological process: hyperosmotic response; osmosensory signaling pathway via Sho1 osmosensor; establishment of cell polarity. Gene Ontology annotation, cellular component: plasma membrane; extracellular region; cell surface. Gene Ontology annotation, molecular function: osmosensor activity.